AUGAGUGACGAAGAUUCAAAUUGUUCUAGUCCGAGUAAUGAGAGUUUGAGUUAUAGAUCUAAAAGCAAAUUUGAGGAGUUUUUCGAAAAAAAUCAUGCAUCCCAAACUGCCUUGUUUAAAUUGUGCCAACAUAAAAAGGUUGAAAUAAAAAUGAAAAACAGAAACACUUCAGGCUUAAUGAAACAUCUAAUAUCUUUCCACAAAAAGGAAUCACAAAUAUUUCUUCCUGUUAAACCAAAAUUAAGUGGAGGAAGCUUUUUAGUAACCGCUGGAAGAAGUGGACAGUCGGAAAACAGUAGUGACAACAUCACGAUAGCUACAGUUGAUUGGGUGGUGAAAAAAUAUCUUCCCUUGACAUUUUUCGAUGACGAAGCUACACAACUGCCGCCACACUUUGAUUCAGACAAUCAACAUUUCCGGUGUUUUGCUCACAUUUUAAACCUUGGUGUACAAAAUUUAUUAAAGACCUUAGCAUUACACUGUGAGACUAACACUAACGCGCAAGAAAAGCAGUAUGAAGACUAUGCAGACGAAAUUGAGGAAGAUGAAAAAUAUGCACCAAAUAUUGCUGACUCGAGUACAGCUGUAACAAAAUUACGCAGUAUUUCCAGUAAAGUAAAAAGAAGUGAGAUAGUGAAGAAGAAGUUUCAGUACUGCAGCUAG
Molecule: messenger RNA, 663 nt
Organism: Chilo suppressalis (striped riceborer)
Lineage: Eukaryota; Metazoa; Arthropoda; Insecta; Lepidoptera; Crambidae
Source: the annotation of a GenBank genome assembly